AUGACUGAUCCAACUAAUCAAAUUCCAGAUUAUGUUCCAACUACUGAAACUAAAAUGGACAUUGAACCAGCAAAUAAAGAUAAUUAUGUAGGAACAGUUGCAUUCAGUAACAUGAAUCUCAAAAAAGAAAUAUUAAUGGCUAUUACUGAUUGUGGAUUUGAACACCCAUCUGAAGUUCAAUCACAAGUUAUUCCUAAAGCAUUAUUAAAACAAGACAUUUUAUGUCAAGCUAAAUCUGGAAUGGGUAAAACAGCUGUAUUUGUCAUUUCAAUUUUAAAUCAAGGACUUUGUCUUGGAGAUUAUGUAUCAGCAUUAGUUAUUUGUCAUACUCGUGAACUUGCAUUACAAGCACAAAAAGAAUUUGAUAGAAUGAAAAAAAGACUUUGUGAAGCAACAGGAAAAGAAAUUCCAACAGGUACAUUUGUUGGAGGUGUUGAAGAAAAAAAAGAUAUUGAAUUUAUUAAAACACAUAAACCAACUAUUGUAAUUGGUACACCAGGUAGAAUUGCAUCUCUUGUUAGACAAAAAGCAUUAGAUUUAAGUAAACUUGAUACAUUUGUUAUUGAUGAAUGUGAUAAGGUUCUUGGAUCAACAAGUGAAAUUGAAAUUGGAGAAAUAUUUAUUUCAUCACCAAAAGAAAAACAAGUGAUGAUGUUUUCAGCUACUAUUUCAGAAACAAAUAAAGGUAUUUGUAGAAAGUAUUUAAAAAAUCAAUUAGAAGUGUUUAUUGAUGAUGGAGAAAAAUUAUUCCUUCAUGGUCUUCAUUUAUACUUUAAAAAAUUAGGAGAUAAUGAUAAAAAGAAAACAUUUAUGGAUAUUAUCGAUUAUAUUGAUUUCAAUCAAGCAAUUGUUUUUGCUGAAAAUAGUGAGAGAUGUCGUGUUCUUGUUAAGAAAUUAAAACAAAUUGGAUAUCCAUGUGGUAUUUUAUAUGGUAGAAUGGAUCAAGAAAUAAGAGAAAAAGAAUAUCAACGAUUUAGAGAUGGAGAGAGUAGAGUUUUAGUUUCUACUGAUUUAUGUGGAAGAGGAAUUGAUGUAGCUAAAGUAAAUCUUGUUGUUAACUUUGAUAUGCCUAAUGAUUCUGAUCAAUUUUUACACAGAGUAGGAAGAGCUGGAAGAUUUGGAACUAAAGGAGUUGCUAUUUCAUUUAUUGAUACUGAAGAAGAUGAUAAAGUUUUGAAAGAAGUCCAAUCAAGAUUUGCUGUUCAAAUGGAUGAAUUACCAAGUUCAUUGAAGGAUAUUCCCACAAGUUACUACAAAUAA
Molecule: messenger RNA, 1260 nt
Organism: Entamoeba dispar SAW760
Lineage: Eukaryota; Evosea; Mastigamoebida; Endamoebidae
Product: spliceosome RNA helicase Bat1, putative
Exons: 1
Coding region: 1-1260 (419 amino acids)
Molecular function (GO): ATP binding; RNA helicase activity; RNA binding
Source: RefSeq, a predicted model, not a curated record